AUGGAUAAUACUGGCAACGCUAACACAACAAAUAUCUCGGAGGAGAACCAACAACCCCAGAAUUUUCAGGAUAUUCCUGCACCUCCUUUGGAAACCAGUUUGUUAAUAGAAUUGGUUCGUUCUGAACAACAGAUAGACACAACAGUAAAUAAAGAAAAUUUAGACACGGUUUCUGUAAAUAUUCCUCAACAACAACAACAACAACUUGAAGAACAUAGAAAUCCACAACAAAAGUUUGAUAUCCCCAUUGAAGAACAACAAUACCAGGGUCAAGAAGAAGUUUUUGAACUACCUGAAGAGGAUUAUGAUGUAUUUAGAAAUGUUGGUCAGGGGUUGACUGGUCACUACCUCGAGAUUAUGAUCCAAUACUGGCAGGAGCUGGUCAAUGAAAUAGAAGCAAUAAACGAACCCGGCUCUAACCAUGAGGAAGAUUUUAGGUCGCACUCUUUGCCCUUUGCGAGAAUACGUAAAGUGAUGAAGACAGACGAAGAAGUCAGAAUGAUUAGCGCAGAAGCCCCGGUUAUCUUUGCCAAGGCUUGCGAAAUUUUCAUCACUGAAGUCACAAUGAGAGCUUGGUGUGCUAGUGAAGCUCAUAAGCGUCGUACUCUACAACGUGGUGACAUUGCAGAGGCACUAAAACAAAGUGACAUGUUCGAUUUUUUGAUCGAUGUUGUUCCAAGACAAUGA
Messenger RNA from Arxiozyma heterogenica, 687 nucleotides. It is a transcript of the gene HAP5, whose product is annotated as Hap5p. Bases 1 to 687 code for a protein of 228 amino acids. The record is from RefSeq and is a predicted model, not a curated record. Gene Ontology annotation, biological process: regulation of transcription by RNA polymerase II. The transcript has a single exon. Gene Ontology annotation, molecular function: DNA-binding transcription activator activity, RNA polymerase II-specific; RNA polymerase II cis-regulatory region sequence-specific DNA binding; protein heterodimerization activity. NCBI's taxonomy places the organism in Eukaryota, Fungi, Ascomycota, Saccharomycetes, Saccharomycetales, Saccharomycetaceae. Gene Ontology annotation, cellular component: CCAAT-binding factor complex; nucleus.